Molecule: messenger RNA, 3934 nt
Organism: Chinchilla lanigera (long-tailed chinchilla)
Lineage: Eukaryota; Metazoa; Chordata; Mammalia; Rodentia; Chinchillidae
Gene: Fstl5
Product: follistatin-like 5
Biological process (GO): regulation of BMP signaling pathway; multicellular organism development; cell differentiation
Molecular function (GO): protein binding; calcium ion binding
Source: RefSeq, a predicted model, not a curated record
CUGGGCACCCGCGGCGACGCCCUGCACCUGCGCGCAGCUGCUCCGCGGGCCGGCCGGGCCCUCCGUGUGCUCCGGGCGGGCGUGACUCCGGAGAUUUCUGCAGUUUUGCGUCCAACUAUUUCGAUUUUUCCGACCUACAACGGGCUAUUUAGAGGUUUUCUUUUUAAACUGUGAUCCACAUAUCCACCUCCUUUAGGAGUCUUUCUGGGGGACUUCUUUGGACUUAAGGUGAAAAUCAAUAAAGAUGUUUCAGAGUUGGUCAGCCGUUUUGGUUCUUGGGUUUAUUCUCCUGGAAUCAGAAGGAAGGCCAAUGAAAGAAGCAGCACAUGGCCUUAAAUUCUAUCAACCUCUAACAAGACUGCGACAUAAGCAGGAAAAAAGUCAAGAAAGCUCAAGAUUCAAAGGAUUCCUGAUUCCAGAUGACCCGUUUGGAUCUUGUGAGAAUAAGUACUGUGGCUUGGGAAGGCACUGUGUGAUCAGCAAAGAGACCCGGCAGGCGGAGUGUGCCUGCAUGGACAUUUGCAGGCAGCACUACAAACCCGUGUGUGGCUCCGAUGGAGAAUUCUAUGAAAACCACUGUGAAGUGCACAGAGCUGCCUGCCUCAAGAGACAGAAGAUUACCAUUGUCCAUGGCGAAGACUGCUUCUUCAAAGGAGAUAACUGCAAGAUCAAUGCAUACAGCAAGAUGAAAAGCAUGCUUUUAGAUUUACAAAAUCAAAAAUACAUCACGGAAGAAAAUGAAAAUCCCAAUGCAGAUGACGUAUCUUGGAAGAAGCUGUUGGUGGAUCAAAUGUUUAAAUAUUUUGAUGCAGACAGUAAUGGACUUAUAGAUAUUAAUGAACUAACUCAGGUGAUAAAACAGGAGGAUCUUUCCAAGGAUCAUUCUGAAUGCACUUUGUAUGAUCUGGUGAAGUUUGAUGAUCUCAACGCAGACAAGCACCUGGCCCUGGAAGAGUUUUAUAGAGCAUUCCAGGUGAUCCAGCUGAGCCUGCCUGAGGACCAGAGACUGCGCGUCUCUGUGGCCACUGUGGGGCAGAGUGUGGUCCUGAGCUGUGCCAUCCAGGGAGACCCGCGCCCCCCCAUCAUCUGGAGAAGGAACAACAUUGUUCUCAACAACUUGGAUUUGGAAGACAUCAAUGACUUUGGAGAUGAUGGGUCUUUGUACAUUACUAAGGUUACCACCACUCACAUGGGGAAUUACACCUGCUACGCAGAUGGCUAUGAACAUGUCUACCAGACUCACAUCUUCCAGGUGAACGUUCCUCCUGUCAUCCGUGUGUACCCUGAGAGCCAAGCUAGAGAACCCGGGGUGACCGCGAGCCUCAGGUGCCACGCGGAGGGCAUCCCGGACCCACAGCUUGGCUGGCUGAAGAACGGCGUGGACAUCACGUCGAAGCUGUCCAAGCAGCUCACCCUGCAAGCCAACGGCAGUGAGGUCCACAUAAGCAACGUGCGGUACGAAGACACCGGCGCGUACACGUGCGUCGCAAAGAAUGAGGCGGGCGUGGAUGAAGACAUCUCUUCUCUGUUUGUGGAAGAUUCUGCGAGAAAGACGCUAGCUAACAUAUUAUGGAGAGAAGAAGGUCUGGGAAUUGGGAACAUGUUCUAUGUUUUUUAUGAAGAUGGAAUCAAAGUGAUACAGCCCAUAGAAUGUGAAUUUCAGAGGCACAUCAAGCCCAGUGAAAAGCUCCUUGGAUUUCAGGGUGAGGUCUGCCCCAAAGCGGAGGGAGAUGAGGUCCAGCGGUGUGUGUGGGCCUCCGCCGUCAACGUCAAAGACAAGUUCAUCUACGCUGCUCAGCCAACGUUCAACAGGCUCCUGAUUGUGGAUGUGCAGUCCCAGAAAGUGGUUCAGGCGGUGAGCACAGACCCCGUCCCCGUCAAGUUGCACUACGACAAAUCACACGACCAGGUCUGGGUGCUGAGCUGGGGCAGCAUGGAGAAGACAUCCCCGACCUUGCAGGUGGUGACCCAGGCCAGCGGGAACGGGCCCCACCACACGGUGCACACGCAGCCCGUGGGCCACCACUUCGACCGCGUGGACGACUUCUUCAUCCCCAGCACGACCCUGCUCAUCAAUCACGUGAGCGGCACCCGGCGCGUGCAGGCCAGCGGCCUCUUCGGCCAGUACCUGCUCACGCCGGCCGCCGACUCGCUCUUCAUCCUGGACGGCCGGCUGGGCAAGCUGAACUGCGAGAUCACCGACGUGGCCCAGGGCAACACGCUGGUGUGGGUGGGCGAGGCCUAGCCGGCCGCGCGGUGUGCCCCGAGCGGGCGGCGCGGCUGCCAAAGACGCCUGCAGGGACGCGGGCUUAGACACUGUAAGGAGCGUCCAGUGAGAAUGACAGAGCGCAGAAGAGUCUAGUGCGCAGUCACGCUGUAAACCAGUAAAGUAGUACCCUAAAUGCUUUCAAAAGUGACUCACCUGCAGGGAAUUUCGGAUGACGUAAGCAUCACUUACUGUUGAGGGGCGUGUCUAAUUUGUACUCUGGUACACUUAAACCAGAAAUGAAAGGUAGUGUGGAAAUCUAAAACGCUUAAUUCAAAAGAUCCUGUCCUGUCCACUGUUUAUAAUCUUUUGUGCCUUGAAGGGAAUGUCACAGAAGGGAAAGGAAGCCGAGGACCUGCAUAGUGAGCACCCUCAUCGCUAUAAUCUGUUGUCGUUUGGAACCGCUUAAUCUCUCUCGCGUCAACCUGCCUUUAGUCAUCUGUCCGGCCCUCUGUGAAAUCUCACUCGAAGGCACAUGCUGGCCCGAGGUUGCACACGGGUGACAGACCCUAUCUGACAUGUCCUCUGUAACUGCAGCAUGCUAUAGACAAUGGAGACGCAGGGAGGAAAAAUAAAUAGGGUAAAAAUGUUCACGGUGUGUGAACCACUGUUUGCUUUCGGUCCCUGGGUGCACUGUAUUUUUAAUGCUAUUGUGUCCGGGAUUCCAGCCGCGUAGAGAUGCCUCCUUCACUGUCAGCUGAAUAGAUUCUCUUCAUGUAGCCCCGCUUUCCACAGUCAGGAACCUUCAGUUCUAAAAAAGAAACAUCAACUGUGUCUGCUUAAAUAAUUCAAACGUGGGGAAAUUAAGAUCAGUGAGAGAAAGCCCAACAAGGGAGCUCGUGCUGGGGAGGAUUAGUGAUAGGAUUUAGGAACAGGGGGCAGCCCCAUGAUGGUGAACGAAGACGUACUUCUCCCUUGCUUUUCCUAUUUAAAUGUAAGGCAUGGAAACACUUCGUUCUCAAUAAUUUCCAUCAGUGAUUUCUUCUAUUCAACUUCUCCCUAAUCCUAAAACUAUCCUCUCACUGUAUGCCGUAGUUGGAAACCUAACUAAUCCUCUUGUUGGAGACACUGCAGAGAAGUACAAAGUACUACUUCUUCCAUUUUUUUUAAAGGAAAAGGGAAGGGAGAAGGCUAUAAUAGAUUAACAUUAGAGAACUGGUUUACUGAAAUAAGCAGAUAAUUAUCCAGGCUUCAAGUAAUAGCUUACAUGUUUUAAGAUUUUUUUACUUCUUCUAAUUGUUACUAAGAAUGAUAAUGGGUUGUUGAAAUGGCCUCCAUUUAUUGAAGGUAAUCCUAUAAGGUCUUUUUUAGAUACAAAUUUUAUUCAUUUGAACUGUGUAAAACUGCAUAGAAACCUGCAAUUUUAUAGUAUGCAAUAUCUUAUGUGUACAUAGCAUCCUGAGCUGUGAUGCAGUGAUUUCUCCUUAGCUUCAGGAAACAUGAAAGAUAAAUUUAACAGACAGCGAAGAUCAGCUUAUCUUUCUAUUUAUUGAAUCUGCUUUACUUUCUAGUAAUAUUCUCCUGUGCAAACAUGAACCAGAGCAGGUGUCUGUGACUUCAUGAUUUAACCCGUGUCUGCUGCACACGUCCUUCCUUCAUGACUUACGCCAUGUGGCUGCUCUGUCUGUAGAUAUUGCUUGAUAAAAGAAUAAACCUCUUAUGUUUUAA